AUGGUCGCAUCACAGCAGGGCAGCCAAAGCCAGGGCCAGGGCGGCGAGAAAAAGUGGGCAAAUGAAUCUCUCCGGCCCAUAACCAUCAAACAACUGAUCGACUGCAAAGAAGCCUACCCAAAGGCCGAACUGGCUGUCGACGGGCUACCGACCACCCAAGUGACGCUGGUCGGCCAGAUACGCUCAAUCAACCAGCAGACGGUCAACGUGACGUACCGCAUCGACGACGGCACAGGCAUUAUCAACGUGAAGAAGUGGAUCGACGCCGACAAGGCCGACUCGGCGCCGAGCUUCGCCCUUGACACGUACGUGCGCGUCUACGGCCGCCUCACCACCUGGGACGGCCGCAAGCACGUGGGCGCCCACUACAUCCGCGCGAUCGAGGACUUCAACGAGGUCAACUAUCACCUGCUCGAGGCCACGUAUGUGCAUCUGGCCUUGACCAGGGUCGCCGAGGGAGGAGAGCAUCAGCAGCAGGGCCAGAUGGGCGCGGCAGAUGGCGGUGACGGCAUGUUUGUGGACGACGGCUAUGGAGGCGGCGGCGGCGGCGGCGGCGGGGCAGACUCGCACACCAUCAGGCUGCGGCUCGGGCCCUGCUCGAGGAACGCGAACGCCAUCUACCGAUAUCUGGCCAACUCCGCGGGUGACGCUCAGCACCUCAACCAAGUGGCGGCAGGCACGGGCAUAUCGGUCAGGGAUAUCUUGGCCGCGGCGGACGAGUUGGUGAACCAGGGCCUGAUUUACACCACUGAGAAUGACGAGACAUGGGCCAUCCUGGACUUGUAA
Messenger RNA from Chaetomium strumarium, 786 nucleotides. RefSeq lists its product as uncharacterized. The transcript has 2 exons. Gene Ontology annotation, cellular component: nucleus; chromosome, telomeric region; site of double-strand break. Lineage: Eukaryota; Fungi; Ascomycota; Sordariomycetes; Sordariales; Chaetomiaceae. The record is from RefSeq and is a predicted model, not a curated record. Bases 1 to 786 code for a protein of 261 amino acids. Gene Ontology annotation, molecular function: single-stranded DNA binding. Gene Ontology annotation, biological process: DNA replication; nucleotide-excision repair; double-strand break repair via homologous recombination.